GAAUAUCACUGACCUGGCUGAAAGUUCACUGUGCAGCGAAGCGAGAAAUGCUCUGCAACGUGCAUACCCGAGUACAAAAUGUCGACGGUUGUAGAUCCACUGCUUUCUACUGUGACUUUAGAUAUCUUUAAACCAAAAGAUACAAUCAUGGAUACUGAAGAACACUUUAGAAAGCUAUGGUUUGAUGUUGAGAGCUUUGGCUCGAAGUGGGAGCCUUUGCCUUUGGAAGAGAGCAGUAUAUUCGACUCUGAGAGUUCUAUCGAUUCAGACUUGGAAUUCAGCUAUGGGGACAACUUUCUCUACAGUGUAGAUACAAUGGAAGAAAAAUAUAAAGAUUCUUCGUUGUUUUGUGAUUUUCCUUACGGAGAAAUACCGCUCCAGCUGCACAUUUCAAACGGAGAGAUUUUAUCUGCGGCGAACGAUCAAUCUACGGGAAGCGUCGAAUCGAAGAAAAAUCGUCCGAUGGCAGAUGUCGAAAUGACAACAAUCGUACAGGAUUCCCAAGUAGUGGAAAAAUCUUCAGAGAGUACUCAAACGGAUGAAGAAGUUAUAAAUGUCACCGUUCCAGAGCCUUCUGUCAAAGCUGAAAGGAGUAGCAAAACUACGAUCAGUAAAUCCAAGUCUCCUGAAUUGAAUGCUUCUAAUCCCACAGCUAGUGCAAAGUCGAAUAUUCUCAAAGCAAAUAGUACUAUCAAUACACCGAAUGCUAAUUCUGCUAAGGAAGUUCCYGGCACGUCACCAAAUCAGUCACCAAAAGGGAAGAGAGCAUUAGCUAGAACACAUAAAUGUACUUUCGAAGGAUGCAAUAAAUCUUAUACGAAGAGUUCGCAUCUAAAAGCUCACCAGAGAACUCAUACUGGCGAAAAGCCUUAUCAGUGUAAUUGGAAAGACUGUUGUUGGAGGUUUGCUCGCUCAGACGAACUCACAAGGCAUUAUAGAAAACAUACUGGAGUUAAACCUUUUAAAUGCCCAACAUGCGAUAGGAGUUUUUCUCGAUCUGAUCAUUUAUCUCUGCAUAUGAAAAGACAUUACUAGCUGGAUAUAAUGUUAUGAUUUAAUAAGUUAUAAAUUGAUCGAGGAAUGACUGCAUUCCCAAUUGUAAAAGACAAAAUAACACGUCAAAAUUCGUAAACGAGCGAGAAAUUAGGUUCUAAUAUGGGAAUUCAGAAAUAUUGAUUCUCGAAAAAAAUUUAGAAAAUAAAUAUAAGUAAUUAGCUUUUUGUAUUAAAAAUUAUUUCAAGGAACUCAAUUAUUAUGCAAAAAGCAUGUAAAAUUUUGUUGUAUAGGAUCAAGUUAUUGAAUCAAGAGCACUAUUCAGUGAAUUGCUGUAAAUAUCUUUAUUUUGUCCUGCGUGGGCAAAAUUGUUAUUCCAAAUAAAAAAAGAAAUCCAA
This is a messenger RNA of Actinia tenebrosa (Australian red waratah sea anemone), 1391 nucleotides long. RefSeq lists its product as uncharacterized. Gene Ontology annotation, biological process: regulation of transcription by RNA polymerase II. The record is from RefSeq and is a predicted model, not a curated record. Gene Ontology annotation, molecular function: RNA polymerase II cis-regulatory region sequence-specific DNA binding; DNA-binding transcription factor activity, RNA polymerase II-specific. NCBI's taxonomy places the organism in Eukaryota, Metazoa, Cnidaria, Anthozoa, Actiniaria, Actiniidae.